Molecule: messenger RNA, 162 nt
Organism: Sclerotinia sclerotiorum 1980 UF-70
Lineage: Eukaryota; Fungi; Ascomycota; Leotiomycetes; Helotiales; Sclerotiniaceae
Exons: 1
Coding region: 1-162 (53 amino acids)
Source: RefSeq, a predicted model, not a curated record
AUGCCUAUAAAGACAGUAGGCGAUGAGUUGUUUUUCGACAUGGCAUACGGAAUAACUACCAGGACUUUCCUUUCCGUCGUGUUCAUGCUUUGGCAAAUUGUAGCCAAUGACGCCACACAUUUCCUGCACUCUCUCGGUCCAUAUUUUGCUCGGUAUAAAUGA